Molecule: messenger RNA, 4563 nt
Organism: Oncorhynchus gorbuscha (pink salmon)
Lineage: Eukaryota; Metazoa; Chordata; Actinopteri; Salmoniformes; Salmonidae
Product: protein FAM177A1-like
Exons: 5
Coding region: 2589-3116 (175 amino acids)
Source: RefSeq, a predicted model, not a curated record
GACCACCUCGUUUUCUCUUUGCACACUCUCUUUACCGUUAUAGUGUAGGAUACCAUAUUAUUGACCUAACUAGCACAGCCAAUGCUGUAGAAAUGUAAAAGGAAUUUAUUUUCAAGAACAAUAUCCAAUAGCAGAUACCUUCACGUUCAGGGGUAUUUGAUUGAAUGCCAUUUUUGGGCUGGAUUGCCUGUGAGAUAGAGGACCGGACAAAAAAAUGAGGAAAGUGGAACAUAUGAGUAAAUAUGGAGUGGGGGAUUGCACAAGCCUGCAAGAUCUGAUGAGGGAGAAAAUGGUGGACAAUGAAAAAAGGAGAAAAGUGGAACAUGUUUUGAGUAAAUAUGGAAAAAAGGAUCAUGCAGAACUUUUGGAAGAGCUACAGAAGGAAUUGAAUGUGACGAGAGUGAGGAUGAAGUACCUGCGGUGAAGACCGCCGUGUUGGAGCCUCGUCCCGAUGAUGACAAGGAUGAUUCUGGCCCAGUGGGUGUGAGAUUUGUGGAGAGAAUGGAUACUUGUAUUCUGGCUGAUCCAUAUGUGGUUUCAGGUUGGAUGGAAAAAGAGGUUUGGGACUGUUGAGUUGGUGAAAGUAACUCAACAGUGAUGUAUUGUGUUUCUUCCAUCCAGAGGGAGAGGGCGCUCCGGACCAUGCGAUUAGGGACAAGAACUGUCUUGCUUUGCUCUUCGGAGCAGGGCGCUGUUGAAAGCCGUGAUAAUGGGGGUAGCAUUAAGUAUUGCGGAAGAUCAACUGAAAUGGAAGAUUCCUGGUGUCUGUGAGGCCCGCCGUUUGGUGCGAUGCAGACCCGGUGGAGAGUGUGGUGAAAUGGAGAUGACAUUGGCUGUUCUGCUGAGUUUUGAUGCAGAGUCUUCGCACAAGAUCAAGUUAGGAUGUGUUAGUUAUCCCGUGAGAGUUUUUGUUCCCGAAAAUACUACAGUGUUAUGGCGCUGGAGAUCGGAGGUGUCCGGUAACAGAAAGGCAGGUUGAGGUUUCCAGGCGUCAGAGUAGUACAGAAAGUGUCAUAUGCUGAAACAGUGAAGAAAGUUGUAGAGAAAGAUGGGUGCAGGGUGAGAGAUCCUGAGGGGAUUCCUGUGAGUAGGCAGAGACCAAUAGAGAGGGAUGGAUGGGAAUAACAUGUGCUUCAGUAAUGUGGGUUUCUUAGCAUUCAUAGCCAUGGUUGUCAACUGUACUGUAGAAAUGGAACAUAAGUCACAGAAAAUAAAGGUGGUGAUGGCAGCUGCAGAGAAGUACCUAGGAUUGUGAGGUUGUACUGCAGAAGAUUUGCAGGGGGUGUUGGGUGGUAGUGUUCUGUCCUCUCAGACCAUUGGCCUAGAGUAGGAUUAAAUAUUGGAAUGGGGUGGUGAGAUUUUUAGUGAGGGUUAAUAUUUGGCAGGGUAAUGUUCCUUUUUCCCCAAUUUUGUAUUACCGGAAGUUAAUGUAGGUAGGCCGUGACUGGCCUCACACUCCAGUACAGUAGGUGGCAGUGUAUUCCCGUUAAAGUUGGUUGCGAUCCGCCAACCCAAUACCGAAGAAGAAUGGACAAAAGUAAUGGUGAAGAAUGGAAUGAAAAAUAAGUGUCGAUAAUUGAAGGGGAUGAUAGUAUAUCAGACAAGGAUCCGUUUCUUGUUGGGAUGCGUUUUUUUGAAAAGGGUGAUUAUCUGGGAAAUCAGUUUGGCGUAUCGAAGACGGUAAAUCGUAGCCUGCUAGGAAAAGUUCAAUCAAAUCAGAGUGACCAGGCGUGGGCUUGUCCCUGAUUAUGUCUUAGGAACAGGGCAGUGGGCCUCACAAGAAUCGAGUCACCCGAAGUAUCAUGCUUCAAGCACUGGAGUAGGGGUAGGGCACCUGUUUUAAGGGAGUUAUCUCUGGGUUGUCAAUGGAAAUUGAGGAAAACCUUGCGAAAGGAAUCCUUUGCGACAAGAAUCCCAGGUGUAGUUAGUGCCCGUCACUUGACCCGCAUGGUGGAUGGAAGAAAAUGUGUCGGUUCUAUUUUUUUUGGAAUGAUGUCACCUUUUACGUUACAGGCUUAUUCUAAACAUUUAAAUAUUUUUUUCUCAUCUAUCUACACACAAUACCGCAUAAUGACAAAGCGAAAACCUAAAUACCUUAUUUACAUACUGUAAUUAUUCAGGCGCUUAGCAGCGGUGUCUGUUCAGUUUGGCAGCUGCGUUAGAGGGAGAUGCCCGUGUGCUUCGCGGUUUACCGGAUAUUUUUCUGCUGUGUUGAAGAUCACUGCGACCCACGCGAUGUAGCGCUGUCGUUCAAGCCACUGACUUGUUAUUCCCACUCGCCAUCACGAAAUGGACUCAUGCUAGCCACAAGUUCUGACUGAGCUCAAUCGUCAUGAAACGCAAAUACAGUGAUUACUUUUUGUCUCUUUCAUACAAACUUUGAGAAAUAACGAGGAGCGCCCACAAUGUGUUCUGUGUGGGGAAGUGCUUAGAAAUGAGUCUCUCAUAACGAACAAGUUAAUAAAACGACACGACUGUAAACCCAGUGAGUUCUUUCAGAACAGGGCAGAAUGCUUCAGGAAACAGUGCUUCGAAAGUGGAAAGUCAACUAGCAAGGCAUUGUUGUCAUUUUAUAACAGAGCUCCAAUAUGGUGAAGGAGUUUGAGAGUGUGGAGCUGGGAGACAUGCGGAUGAAAAAGCAGAAGGUGCCCCGUAGAACGAUUUACUUUGCCAGUGGCGAAACCAUGGAGGAAUACAGCACAGAUGAAGAUGAGGAAGUGCAAGUUUCGAUCUCUGUUAAGACCUCAGCUGACCCGUCCAAGUUGAAUUGGGGUCCAUACUUUUGGUUUUACAUGUGGAGAGUGGCAACCUCCACUAUUUCAGUUUGUGACUAUCUUGGGGAGAGAAUGGCCUCAUUGUUCGGAAUUACCUCACCCAAGUACCAGUAUGCUAUUGACGAGUACUACAGAAUGAAAAAGGAGGAGGAGGAGGAGGAGGAGGAGAACCGGCUGUCUGAGGAGGCAGAACGUCAUUUUGAAGAAGAGCACAACCAGGAGAUCCAGCAGCCAGCCAUGGAGCAGCCGGAGGGCAAAGCCUCCUUUGUCAACGUCAGCUUCGAGCUGGAUCAAGAUCCCACACCUGAUGCCAACCGAUGUCCUGCCCCCAUCCCCACCUAACAGUUCAAUUAAAUAGGUGUUUCUAUUUUUCUCAUUUCACGAUGUAGCCUCCUCAGCCUUUUUUUGUUGCUAUAGCAUAGAAUUCUUAUUUUUAUCAUAUUGAUUUGAUGUAUCCUCAACAAAAAAAAAUUCUAUAGUGUAGUUUUCUUAUCUUUGCCUAAAUUAUCAUGUUCUAUGUAAGUCACAGAUUUAAAAAAUAAUAUAUAUUUUUUUUAGUUGCUGCAUUGUAAAUAUGCAUUAACUUUUGUGUGCAAUGAACAUUGCUGUGCUGUGUGUCAGUGACAAUGAAUGAGCACACGGAUGAUAUCUGAUGCUGGUUAGCUAUUUCCAGGUUUAAGAAAUGUCUUUGAUUUAUUUUUUCAGGUACAUAAUAACAUUGUUAUACAGUAAGUUAUUUUCAGCAAGAUAAGUUACCUUUUUCUAAAACCAUUCCAGAUGUGCACAAUGUUAUGGAAUAGUACAGAUUUAUUUGAAUGGAAAAUUAUUUAUAUUCAUUGCCAACCAUGAAAAUCUAUUUUCAUUUCAGAAUGCCCACAAACAUGUUACUGUUAGAAUAUGACCCCAGGCCUUUAAUGUAAUAACUUCACACGUUGCUCAUUGGCAUCUGUGCAAAGACUUGACAUUACUGUUGUCCAGAGCUAUAUAUUUAGAAAUACAGUGAGCUCCAAAGGUAUUGGGACAGUGACCAUUUGUUGUUUUGGCUCUACUCCAGCACUUUGAAUUUUAAAUGACACAGUGACUGACUUUUUGUACAUGGUCCCCUAAAAUGGGGGAACUAAAAGUACUGGAACAAGUUCAAUGUAUUUGGUCCGAUAUUCCUAACACAAAUUGGGCACAAAAUAAUCUGAAACACACACAAAACAGCAAAUGACUCCAACGAGUUUGUAGAGUCAUACGCUUGAUGUAAUCAUUGUGUGCUAAGAAUAUGGGACAAAAUAAACUUUUGACAACUUGGAUACACACGUGAAUUUGUCACAAUACUUUUGGGACCAUCUACAAAAAGUGCAUUCAUUUCUAAACUGGUCAUAUGGAUGAAAAUACCUUCAAAUUAAAGCUCAUGUAGACUAGCCUACCAGCACAGUUUCUGCGACCUGUUGGCUAGAUUGCAAGUGUCAAGAUGAGAGUAGUCAUAUUUGCUUGUUUGUGACAACUAUCGAUAGAGCUGAAAAUGCGAUGGAAAGUUUAGUUUUUUAUUCGGUACAUGAAAACUUGCCCAAAGAGUUUGAAAUGCCAAGAGACACUAAGACAGAUGCUAAACUUUAUUUUCCCACUCUACUAUGUACACACAAGGAAAUAAAAUCUUAAGAGUCCAACAUACUGAAAAACAAAUGUUCUAAUUUAUUAAUGGAAACCGGUUUCAUUUGAAAACUUUAUAAUUUGAGUAAAAUAUAGUAUUUUAUUUUUCUAUAUGAACUGUACAUUAAACAUUUAACUGUCUUGCCAAGUC